GGCGCCGGCGCAGCGAUGGCGGAGGCGGUGGAGCGCACGGAUGAGCUGGUCCGGGAGUACCUGCUCUUCCGCGGCUUCACGCACACGCUGCGGCAGCUGGACGCCGAGAUCAAGGCGGACAAGGAGAAAGGGUUCCGGGUGGACAAGAUUGUGGACCAGCUGCAGCAGUUAAUGCAGGUGUAUGACUUGGCCGCGCUUCGGGAUUAUUGGAGCUACCUGGAGCGGCGGCUCUUCAGCCGCUUGGAGGAUAUAUACAGACCCACCAUCAACAAGCUGAAAACCAGUCUGUUCCGCUUUUAUCUCGUCUACACCAUCCAGACAAACAGAAAUGACAAAGCUCAAGAGUUCUUUGCAAAGCAGGCCACAGAGCUCCAGAACCAGGCUGAGUGGAAGGAUUGGUUUGUCCUGCCCUUCCUCCCAUCCCCAGACACCAACCCCACCUUUGCUACCUACUUCUCUCGACAGUGGGCCGAUACGUUCAUUGUGUCCCUGCACAACUUCCUGAGCGUACUGUUUCAGUGCAUGCCAGUUCCCGUGAUCCUGAACUUUGAUGCAGAAUGCCAGAGGACCAACCAGGUUCAAGAAGAAAACGAAGUUCUUCGGCAGAAGCUCUUUGCCUUGCAAGCUGAAAUCCACCGCCUGAAGAAAGAGGAGCUGCAGCCAGAGGAGGAGGAGGCCUUGGUCCAACACAAAUUGCCUCCUUACGUCUCCAACAUGGACCGCCUGGGGGACUCGGAACUGGCCAUGGUGUGCAGCCAGCGGAACACGUCCCUGUCCCAGUCGCCUCGAGUGGGUUUCCUGUCCUCGCUGCUGCCUCAGAGUAAGAAGAGCCCCUCAAGGUUAUCGCCUGCGCAGGGCGCGUCCCAGGCUCUGAGCUCGGCCAAGAAGGAGCCCUUCAGUGGUCAGCCUGCCAAGGGAAAGGAUGCAGCAUGUGGGCCCAAGGACGGGAAGAGCCUCUUCAGUGGGUUGGCCUCUGGGGAGUCCAGCUGGUCACAGCACCGGCAGCGGCGUCUGCAGGAUCACGGCAAAGAGAGAAAGGAGCUUUUCUCUAUGACUUUGCAGAGUGCAGAGAAGAAGCCCGAGGCUAGUGGCCCAGAGGCCGAGCCCUUCCCAGAGCUCCACGUGGAGGCGCUGGAGACGCUGACGCGGGCUUCUGCAGCAGGUCCCGAGGGCGGAGGGGUCCGCCCUGAGCAGCCAUUCAUUGUGCUGGGGCAGGAGGAGUACGGGGAACACCACUCCUCCAUCAUGCACUGCAGAGUGGACUGCUCGGGGAGGAGGGUCGCCAGCUUAGACGUGGACGGGGUCAUCAAAGUGUGGUCUUUCAACCCCAUCAUGCAGACCAAAGCGUCCUCCAUUUCCAAGUCGCCGCUCCUGUCUCUAGAGUGGGCCACCAAGCGAGACAGGCUGCUCUUGUUGGGCAGCGGUGUGGGGACGGUGCGUCUCUACGACACGGAAGCCAAGAAGAAUCUCUGCGAGAUCAACAUCAACGAUGACAUGCCUAGAAUCCUGUCGCUUGCGUGCAGCCCCAGCGGCGCCUCUUUCGUCUGUUCGGCCGCAGCCCCGAGCCUCGCUUCCCAGAUGGACUUCUCGGCUCUGGAUAUCGGCAGCAAGGGUACUAAUCAGGUUCCUGGCAAGCUGCUACUGUGGGACACGAAAACCAUGAAGCAGCAGCUCCAGUUCUCCCUGGACCCAGAGCCCAUUGCCAUCAACUGCACAGCCUUCAAUCACAACGGAAACCUGCUGGUCACAGGGGCGGCUGAUGGCGUCAUCCGGCUGUUUGAUAUGCAGCAGCAUGAGUGCGCCAUGAGCUGGAAGGCCCACUGUGGGGAGGUCUACUCUGUGGAGUUCAGUUACGAUGAGAAUACCGUGUACAGCAUCGGUGAGGAUGGGAAGUUCAUCCAGUGGAACAUCCACAAGAGUGGCCUGAAGGUGUCUGAGUACGGCCUCCCCGCCGACGCCACGGGCCCCUUUGUGCUGUCUGGCUACAGUGGCUACAAGCAGGUUCAAGUGCCCCGGGGCCGACUCUUCGCCUUUGACUCGGAGGGAAAUUACAUGCUGACGUGUUCGGCCACAGGGGGCGUCAUCUACAAGCUGGGCGGGGAUGAGAAGGUUCUGGAGAGCUGCGUGAGCCUGGGCGGCCACCGAGCCCCUGUGGUCACCGUGGCUUGGAGCACGGCCAUGGACUGCGGGACGUGCCUCACUGCCUCCAUGGAUGGCAAGAUCAAGCUGACCACUCUCCUGGCUCAUAAACUCUGAGGGGACCCACCCUGAGGGACACCACGGAAGCAGUAUUAUCCUGAGGGGAGUGGAGAAACAGGACAGGAAGACAGGGGACUCUGCUUCCCACCCCUGGCCAGUGUGGGGACUCCUCAGGGAAAGAUUGUCCUGGGAAUCAGGCACUGCUGGGCUGCAGUGAGCACACGGGAUCCACAUGGAGUGGUGGCACAUUGUGUCCUAGAGACCAGCAUGCUGGGUAGUGCAAGAGGCAUGCUCCAGGCGGUGGGGAGGAAAGUUCAGGAAGCAGGAGAUGCAGUGUGAUGGCUGCCCUUUUGGGCCAGGAGGGGCUGACAGGGACUGUGUAUAUAUUUGCUCAUUUUUCAUCUUUUUUUUAAAAAAAGAAUGCUCUCGCGGUCAGCUGGUAUGUCUUUCUGGAACAUGUGUGUGCAGCAGAGCGUCUCCCUUCACCCUUUGCCCUUGGAGAGGCAGGUGUUGCCAGAGGCAGCCAGUCGGCUUUGAGCCUAGGCCUCCCGUGCCAGCCGUGCCAGCUGUGCCAGCUGUGGGGCUGAGCCGUGUGGCAGGUUUGCUUGUUGCUUUGCUGUAGAGCUAAGAUGGCCCAUCUCACUCCGCUGGCGAGAUGAUGGUUAUGCUGUCGCUGUUUCUUUGGGCUCCAGUCAGGGAGGCCAUAGCGUUCCUUUUCUUUCCUGCAUUGCUGAAGCUUCUUGGGAUGAGGUUAGGGUCUGAGGCUCUGGUCUUGCCUGCUCCACGUGGGUGUCCCCUCCCUCCGCCACUGGGGUUCCUCUCUGUCACCUUCACAUCCUUGAGGCGGACGGGAGCUGGCCACCAGUGCCGUGUGCUGAUGGUUGGCGAGAGGACUGGGGCCAGGGGGCCAAGCUUGCUUGGCCAUCUGAGGUGGGGGGCGGUGGGGCUCUCCGGCUGCAGAUGCGGGACAGAGAUGGCCUUGGUGCCCAGACAUUUGGGCAGUCGUCGUCAGGCCUCUGGGCUCCAGCCCAGUUCUGGUGGUGCAGGUCUGGAGUGGGGGUGCUCCCAGUUACCUACUUGUGGAAAAUCAUGAAGUCGGUCCUCAGGCCUCAGCUCCCGUCUGCUGGGAUCUGGGAGGAAAAGUAGGUAUUGAGGUGACCCAGCUAUGAGAGAACACCAGAGGCUGGUAAGUAACUCCUUGCACAUUUUUACUUGUUUCUGCCUUGGUAACCCUCUCUUCAAGUGAGGAAAACCAAGACGUCUCCAUUCACAGUUUUCCUUGUCUUCCGCAGUGAAACAGCAAAGUAUCUCCCCUAGUGAUUCAAUAGGACAUUUAAGGAGCCGUCGUCACGUGUUUCAUUUGUGUGACAGAAUUCACUGUUUAGCCUCAAAGUUUUGUUUCAGUUUUCUCUUCUUGCCCCUUCUCUCUUCUCAAUAUGGUCUCCACAGCUACCGAGAUGUCUAAGGAUCACAGAGAAACAAAGAACACUUGAAAAGCUG
Messenger RNA from Nyctereutes procyonoides (raccoon dog), 3699 nucleotides. It is a transcript of the gene WDR91, whose product is annotated as WD repeat domain 91. Bases 16 to 2256 code for a protein of 746 amino acids. The transcript is spliced from 15 exons. Gene Ontology annotation, cellular component: extrinsic component of endosome membrane; late endosome membrane; early endosome membrane. Gene Ontology annotation, molecular function: protein binding; phosphatidylinositol 3-kinase regulator activity. The record is from RefSeq and is a predicted model, not a curated record. NCBI's taxonomy places the organism in Eukaryota, Metazoa, Chordata, Mammalia, Carnivora, Canidae. Gene Ontology annotation, biological process: early endosome to late endosome transport.